AUGCCACGACCACCUACGAAACGGAAUCGCCUGGCAUCCAAGGCUCCCUCUGCGCCCACCAAGAAUAUUGCACACUCACAAGUGAGUAGUACGAGUCGCGAGCAAGUCGACUCAGCAGAUGCUUUCAGGCCACCCUCAAGGGAAAGGCCGGAGGCGGACAACGCUUCACAGCCAGGAGAAAAUGCUUCGGUGUCAGGUAUUAGGCGCCAAUUAAAGAGCCAAACACCCAUUGGCAAGGCGCAUGCGCAGGCAAUCGAUUCAUCACCUAUGGGAGAACGCAUAGCUACAGGAAGUCGACCACCCACGAGAGCUCGUGGUUACUCAUCAACUCUCUCUCUUGUAGGGAGAAAGGGUGAUAUGAGCUCUAAGAUCCCUGGAACUCCGGCCUUUGAGAGCUCGAUACUGAGCAAUUUCAGAAGAAGACCCCGGCAGCCCAGCAUUCUUCAGAUGAUGCAAGCAGAGGAUGGAUCCUCUGAUCUCGACGACGAUGAUUUUCUUGGCGGGUUGAGCCCAGAAGACGAGUCUACGCCGCUGAAUCUUUCCAGGGGGAAAUCAAUUUUAACCAGACAUCCUCCUUCAUCCCCCUCGGAGUCUUCAUUACCAUCAAGUGGUGGGUCGCGUAAGCGGAGACGAGCUAUAGAAGAACUACAAGUACCCAAUUCACUUUUGGAAGCUGUGGAGAACACCCCAGCUAGCUCACCAGUUCCGGAGGGCCGUGGGGGCGAUGUAGCCGAUUCUACAGACCUGCCUCUGCCGUUAGAAUCACCAGAAGUCUGCAGUCAAACAAUGGCACCGCCCAUGAGCAGUAGCAUGCCACCAAGCCCCGCGCAUACCGUGUCAGCGCUCAAUCGAGACAACCCACCAUCUGCUACCACAGAACUUUUGAGAAGACCUGCCAAGGAUGCGCCUGAUGAUGUGAUUCAGUUUUCCACGGCAAUUCUUCAAGAUAAAUUGCUUCCGCGGCGGCGCCAACGGCAACGCAAACACCGAGAUGCAGUAGGAACUGAUGUACCCAAGGAAAGCGAGCGUGAUUACCCUUCAUCCGAGCAAGACGAUGAUGAAUUAAGCUACUUGCCCGCCGGGAAACCGGCUCAAUCACGGCGAAAACAGACGGCCAAGUCAAAGUCAUCCAAUGCUCGAGUCAAAUCAAAGCCAGCGGGAGAACAAAGGCAGAAGAAAGGCCGAACAAAAAAUGACCACAGUGCCAGAACAGACGACGGCAACAGGAGACCAAUACCGAUUGCGAGACCGUUGAAGCAAACAUAUACUCGUCCUCAACCGGAUGUUUCUAUUGACAAAGCAAACCAGCCUGUCGACUUGUCCUCGCCUUUAUCAUCACCUCUUGAUUCUGAUGCAUUCGAAUCUGAUGCAUCUCUGUCAGACUCGGGGCCUGCGACAAACUUCCUCAGUGAAGAGUUGAAGUCACAGGCGAUGAAGUUUGCCGAGGUUGACAAAUGGCAAAUGGAAUUUGAAGAUGUAAUUACGUCUGGCAGUCAAGGCAGUUCGUGCAGAUAA
Aspergillus wentii DTO 134E9 is the source of this 1515-nucleotide messenger RNA. RefSeq lists its product as uncharacterized. NCBI's taxonomy places the organism in Eukaryota, Fungi, Ascomycota, Eurotiomycetes, Eurotiales, Aspergillaceae. The coding region runs from base 1 to 1515 and encodes 504 amino acids. The record is from RefSeq and is a predicted model, not a curated record. The transcript has a single exon.